AUGGGAGGCUUGUUUUUUGAUCUCGCGAUCAUUUUUGCUACAAAUCUCGUAGACGUGAAGAAAUAUGGUAGAAUGCAAGUGUAUGCGGUAGUUUCCCUCAACGGAAGACCAGAAACGACGUACACAACUCCCGUUGACUAUGUGCGAGGGGGGAGCCUGUGCUGGAACGUGAGGACUCCUUACAAUCGCUGCUUCCAAGCCGUGAAGCGAGGCGAUCUGCCCCUCAACAUCAAGUUGCACCCUUCUUCAUUUUCCGGCAAUAGCUACUACGUUGCGGGAUUGUUAGUGCCGUUGAAGCGGCUUUUCGACGAAAGAAAUCGUCACAAUAAUCAACACACGUAUGCCAAGUACUUUGUGAAUUGGGUUAACCCUCAUGGUCGGUUCGGAGUUCUCAACUUCUCGUACCGUUUUCACGAGACCCCAACAGUGAUACAGAUUGUUAAUGGCGUACCAUCUGGACGUAGGCAAAAUUUGGCGCAAACCCUAGUCAAACGAGUUGCUGUGUCAUCUCUGACUGCAGCUGCCGUCGCCGCCUUGGAGAGCUUUCUUCCAGGUUAG
Molecule: messenger RNA, 558 nt
Organism: Oldenlandia corymbosa var. corymbosa
Lineage: Eukaryota; Viridiplantae; Streptophyta; Magnoliopsida; Gentianales; Rubiaceae
Source: the annotation of a GenBank genome assembly